Messenger RNA from Peromyscus californicus insignis, 6513 nucleotides. RefSeq names its product transmembrane protein 33 (gene Tmem33). The transcript is spliced from 8 exons. The coding region runs from base 162 to 905 and encodes 247 amino acids. The record is from RefSeq and is a predicted model, not a curated record. NCBI's taxonomy places the organism in Eukaryota, Metazoa, Chordata, Mammalia, Rodentia, Cricetidae. Gene Ontology annotation, cellular component: membrane; endoplasmic reticulum. Gene Ontology annotation, biological process: membrane organization; endoplasmic reticulum tubular network organization.
CGAAAGGGGCACUUCCGGUUUUGCAACCCCGGGAGCCGGCGGCGUUGGUCGGGCCCUUUAGGGCCUCAUUCGGAAGCUCUGCCUUCGCUUGGGUCUUUCUAAAAAGACAGCGUCGGUCUGGACCGAGUGGGACAGCGUCCCGGGCUCCCUGCGUGUCUCCCAUGGCGGAUACGACCCCGAACGGCCCCCAAGGGGCGGGCGCUGUGCAAUUCAUGAUGACCAAUAAACUGGACACAGCAAUGUGGCUUUCUCGCUUGUUCACAGUGUACUGCUCCGCUUUGUUUGUCCUGCCUCUUCUUGGGUUGCAUGAAGCAGCAAGCUUUUACCAGCGUGCUUUGCUGGCAAAUGCUCUCACCAGUGCUCUGAGGCUGCAUCAGAGAUUACCACACUUCCAGUUAAGCAGAGCAUUCCUGGCUCAGGCCUUGUUAGAGGACAGCUGUCACUACCUGCUGUAUUCACUCAUUUUCGUCAAUUCCUACCCCGUUACAAUGAGUAUAUUCCCAGUCUUGUUAUUUUCUUUGCUUCAUGCUGCCACAUACACUAAGAAGGUCCUUGAUGCGAAGGGUUCAAAUAGUUUACCUCUGCUGAGGUCCGUCUUGGAUAAGUUAAGUGCUAACCAACAAAACGUCCUGAAGUUCAUCGCUUGCAAUGAGAUCCUCUUGAUGCCUGCCACAGUCUUUAUGCUCUUUAGUGGCCAAGGAAGUUUGCUGCAGCCUUUUAUAUACUACAGAUUUCUCACUCUUCGUUAUUCCUCUAGAAGAAAUCCAUAUUGUCGGAACUUGUUUAAUGAACUGAGGAUUGUUGUGGAGCACAUUAUAAUGAAGCCCUCCUGCCCACUGUUUGUGAGAAGACUGUGUCUCCAGAGCAUUGCCUUCAUUAGCAGACUGGCACCAACAGUUGCGUAGUCUAACCUCUAGUUAAGCUGUGUGUAGAAGAUAGCAUUAGUAGCUGGUAAUUCAGAUAGGGGUCUAAAUGACAGACAGGUCUAACACCGGCCUCAGUUCAGUUUACGUGAUUUACGUAAAUGCAUCUCAGUGCAAAAAUAAUCAUUUUCCUGGCAUGUUAAAUCAAGCCUUUAACAGUUUCUGAGAAAAUUUUACUGUGCAUUAUUGUUUGUGGUAUGUAAAUUUGUAUUUAGUGAUAAAUGUUACUAAAUUGUUUUAGAUGCUGCUAUGCCUACAUCAUGAAAUACAUUUAUUUCUUUUAAAAAGAAUUCUGAACUUUGUUUCACCUCAACCAUUAACCCAAGUUAUGUCUGGAAUGAGUUCAUUAUGGUAAUAGAUGAAUUCAGUAAAUUUUGAGACAGUAUUUUUUUCCAUUCAUUAGUUUUGGUUGAGAUUUUCACAGAAGCACAUUCCCCUGCAGUUUCAUUUCACAUUCAGCUUGUGCUGCUUUGCUAGGACAGAUGUGUUUAGCCUGCACCAUUACAAGGGAAAUUCUGUAUUUAUUUUAUGCCCUGCUAAGCUUUCAUUCCCAUCAGUCCAUCUGUGGCUUUGAUAGUGUUUGAAAACGGCUUGGCUGUAAGCCUGUUUUGGAUUAGCUCUUUGGGGUCCUGUAACCAUGUACUCUAGAAGGUGGUAGUGACACAGCGUUCCUUUGAGAGACCUACUGAGUAACUUUGACCAUGUCCCCAGAUAGGCAUCAGUGUUGCUGUAGUGUGUAGAAACACCUAGUUCAGUGUCUUGACUCCAGUUUUCUUGGUUUCUCAGGCUUGAAAGGUCCUAGAAAUUUGCAGCAGCAGUUCUGAUGCCUUUGAAAGGAUGUGAUUGAAGAUUGAGCAUGUGAUUACACUUGUAUGUUCUGAAAUAAUGAAGACUAUUCUGUAGAUUACAUGUUUAUCCAGCAAAUAUGAUUCAAAAGGUUAAAUGGAAAGGUUUAUAGGUAAGGUAAUUAAUGGGGAAUAGUUGAGGGGGAUAAUGGGUGUUUCAGCCUGGUAAAGCAUACAUGAGGUUGGGGGGAUUGGAUGCAUAAUGCAUCUGUGAUUGGGGCUGGAUAAUAUGUUCAAGUCUUUUAAUUGAGUUUCCAUCAAUUCCUUUAUAGAAGUCAUUUUGAUCCUUAUUACUGUUGCAUGAUUGGAAAUACUUAAAACAAUGCACAAUUUUAGUAUAGAGUAAUGUAAUGUUGUGGUCUUUUUUUUGUGCCCAGUUCUCUUCUAUCUGCAUGUAAUUUGGAUUUCUCGAUCCAUUCAUUAGUAGCUUGUAACAUCAGUUUUCUUUUUGUUUAAGCUCCUAAUCUAUAGAAAGGUGAUAGUCUUGGGGUAGACUUCCAGAAAAUACUACAUGACAGCUUAGCUUUAACCAGCUACUUUUACAUUUUUAUAAUAUUUAUCUACCAAGUUGGAGAAGCAACUUGAUAAUAUCCUGUUGAUUUUUUUUAAUGUAUGUGCCUAGCCUCCUUAUCACUAUAUAUGUAAUCUGAUGGUUUUAAAAAUACAACUUUGUAGAGCAAUAAAGUGACUGUAACGUUAUGUAAACAUGCUGAUUUCUAAGAUGUUCUAAAACAUUGUCUUGAGUGACAUCGAGUUCUGGCAGCUAAAGGAAUAUUUAUUUUGAAUAUUUUCUCUCUUUUUUUUUUCAAUCUUGGAACAUUUUAGAUUUAUAAGAGGUUCAGAAUAGUAGUACAGAGAGUUCCCAUGUACCUCUUACCUGUCUAUUUUUAUAUUAGCAUCUUUUAAUUAGUAAGACAUUUAUGCAAAGUAAGAUAAUAACCUUGGAUUAACUAAAGUACAAAAUUUAUUUGAAUUUCACCAAUUUUUCUAUCUGUUGUAUGUGUGUGCUGUGUUUGUACCUGGAUUGCCUUUUAUGUUUCAAGGUGUAUAAGUGAGUUUUAGAUCUUUAUAAUAUUGGUCAAAAUAUUUCCUUAGAGGAGCUAAUUCAUGCUGGCUUUAACAAUGUAAUUUCCAAUGUUUAAUGAUAUAAAUUAAGCCUUUUUAAUGAUACUGCAGAAUUACAUUAUUUCUGAUACACCCGUGCUUGAAUGGAAAUAUAGAUUUGUUCCUUAAAGGAAGGUGCAGAAUAUAAAUAAUAUUCUCAAACCCAUGAAAAGGCAAAUUUUAUAAUUUGAACAUUACUAGAUGUUUACAAACUAGAUGAUUACUAGUUUGCAUGAAGUUGUAGUUAGAAAUAUCACAUUGUGUGUGAAUGUGUACAGUCAGCUGAUCUUGAAUCUGAAAUUAGUGUUUCCAUGUACGCCUAUCAAAAUACAGGAAAUGUAACAGUGCAUAAAGUGGAUGAGCAGGGGAAACGUAACACUUACUGCAUAACUAAAGUUUAAAGGAAGUUGGUUUAUCAUCCAGAAUAUCUAGUCCUUUAGGAACUGGAACAGUGCUGUUGUUUGUUAAACCCCAUUGGACAGAUGGAAGCUUCAUACAAAACCUGUUGUUCUCUAGCAAGCAUUCUGUAUUCCUUUGUGUACUUCAUCUCUCAUUGAGUUGAAUGGAUUUUUUUUUUUUUUUUUUUUUUUUUUUUUUUUUGGUUUGUUCUCGAGAUAGGGUGUCUUUGAGUAGUCCUGGCUGUCCCAGAACUCAGACCAGACUGGCCUUGAACUCCCAGAGAUCUGCCUGUCUCUGCCUCCCAAGUCCUGGGGUUAAAGGCAUGCCUGGCAAGUUGGCUAUAUUUUAAUAUUAAGCCACAGAGCAAUUUCUUAAGUGCAACUUGUAUUUAAAUUUGCUUGAAAUAAAAUUUCCCUAAGGUAAAUGCUUUUGGAAGAAAAACAACAAAGCUAAUUGUAAAAGUUAAAUUUAGAUACUUAUGUAUCCCUUACGGAGAAUGUCAAGGCAAGCUUGAUAACAAACCAGAAGUUCUGGAAAAUUAAUGGAUUCUGUUGAAUAAAAAUUGCAAAGCCCUACAUCUAAAGAUCUAGACAAAAAUUUGAAUUAGAUUUGUAAGUUUAGAAAAUACCCUAGAAAGGAAAAUGGAUGCAUAUGUAACUAGACAAAUAGAACUGAGUUCUCUAAAAAACGUUUCAGUUGAGAGAUUAUGGUAAAAUCCUCAGCUAACAUUGAGGAGUUUGAUUGAUGAAUCAUCUGGGGGGAAAAUAGCUGUGGACAGUUAAUGUUUAUAAUCAGUAGGUGUCACUCUUUCCUUGGGUAGUCCCCAUCUUUACAGCUGUGUUUGGUGAAAUGCUAUGUUACCGAACGUGCUUAACUGACCAUAAUACUAGGCAUUUUAAUUCUGUGACCCCUGUAAUUGAACAGUGAACAAGUAUUUGGUAAGUACUUAUGUGCAUGCUGGGAGAUGGGCCUGGGGAUUGACACCUGGGCCUCUUGUUCUACCACUGGGCUAUACUUCCAUCUUAGGAGUACUGCUUUAUAAUAUAAAAUAUUCAAAAGAAAUUCACUGCCAAUAUGAGCUAGUAAAACUGGACACAGUUGGGAGUGACAUGUGUGCUGCUGUCUCUGUCAUCUCUUCAUUCUCGGCCUAAGUCCCCUGAGGACAUAAAUGGUAAGAUGAUUAUUUCCCCUUUCCAGAUGUAGAGAAAUGAUAGCUACUUUUUUCAUCUUUUCUUAUAUAGAGAGAUGGAAUUUUAAUUUUUUCCAUCAUUUGUAGGUACACUAGAUAGAAUCAAUUUAACUUAUGAUUGAGACUUUCCAAGUAAUAUGAAAGCACUUAACAGUUUGUAUAUUAUAUCAGGAGUGCUACCUGAGUUUGAAAACCAAGUGUAGUUGUAAAGGUUUUUCUUGGCACCACUGGCCUUCCUAGGACCAGGGGAAUUCCACACAGGCAGUGUGUUGGUGAGCUUGACAAACAGUAUACUAGAGCAUGGCAUACCUUUGAAAAGUCUGGAGUUUCUCGACACUUCUUUAAUGCAUACAGUCUUUUGUUGUUGUUUUCUCGAGACAGGGUUUCUUUGUGUAGUUUUGGUUCCUGUCCUGGAUCUCGCUCUGUAGACCAGGCUGGCCUCGAACUCACAGAGUCCUGAGUGCUGGGAUUACAGGCGUGCACCACCGCCACCUGGCUCAUACAGUCUUGUAUAGUUUGACUGCAAAGCCAUUCUUGGAGCUGGUAUCAAGGAUAUCAAAGGAGCUGCUGGGAGUUUGGAAGGUAUCCUGUAAUUAGUUCAUCAAUGAGAUUUUUGUGAUCUGAGGUGGCACUUAAGUGGCUUAUCCAGAAUGGCCACAUUCUUGGGUGAAUGCUCUCUCUGGGGUCUCCCUUUUUGUGUUGUGCAUGCCAUGUAACUGACACACACUGAGUUUGAGUUGGUGGUGACAAGACAAAAUGCAGUAUUCUUUGUAUCUGAAGUGGAUUCUUUUUCUUUGAAAACUAUAGGGAAAAGUUGAUGGAUAGCUGUGUUUCCUAGAGUCUUAACAAUUGGCUAUUGUAGGAGAAAGAAGGGCCCAAGAAUCAUUUCAAUUUUUUUUUCUUUCCUAGCUUGUUGCUUACUUGCUUUCUCCCUUCUUCCCCACCUCCACCCGCAUCCCCAACAGGGUUUCUCUGUGUAGCUCUGACUGUCCUGGAACUCACUCUAUAGUCCAGGCUGACCUCAAACUCAGGGAUCCGCCUGCCUCUGCCUCCCUUUUUUUUCUAGCCUUCUAAAGCUACAUUUUAAAAAUAGGCUUAGCAUUUUUGAAACUAACCUUUGUUGUUCAUAACAUUUAAUUCCAAGCUUUUACUCUUCUCUUGUGUAACUUUAAGAACAUUUCCUUUUGACAUUAGUUUUUGUCUAGGUGUAUCUGUAAAUUGAGACCAAAAGAGCAACAUCUUGGGCAGGUAAUAUUUAUGAUGUGUGUAUAUUGGAACAAAUAUACAAGGAUUGCGAAGAUUAGAAAGAGUCAUGGAAACUGCUUGACUUAUAAAUGCAUCACUGCUGGUGCUUGAUAUAACAGGAGAUAUUGAACUAAAAAAUUGUAUAUACAGAAUGUCAGCAUUUCUUACUAAACUUCUCCUGAAUCCAUUUUUAAUAUAUUAUAUAGGUUGGGGAGUUAUAUAUACUCUUCAAGCCAAUACUGUCCAGACUGUAGAUUUAUAAAAUAAAUUGAAAAAUUCAUCAUUCUCCUGUAUUCAAGACCAAAGCACAUAAUGCUAAUGCAGGGCUCAGAGGGGAAAUACCAUUCUCCUGCAUAUUUGAGAAAAUGUGAAGUCCUUUCAAGAAAAUGUAAUAAACAUCAUAAUCAUAGCCUGCUGACACUAAGGAAAAAGGACCUCAUUCGCUCUUUCUUUUAUGCAGCGAUUUACUGGUCUCUGCUGAUUCCAAAUUGGAUCACUGUAGUAAAUUAUCCAUGCUGGUACCUGUGAAAGUAAGCCCUAGGAUCCAUAUUUGUUUUGUGUUCUGCUUAAAUCAGCAAGAAUGAUAAAUUUGAUGGUGUGAAAUUGGAAGUAUCAAGGGCUUUCUUUGAUGGUUGAGCAAAGUCUUGUCUCCACCUGUAAUUUUUUGUUACCCUUUUUCACUGUAUGUGCUUCAUAUGUCUAAUAUUUAUUUCAAUACAAAUUAAAUUGUUCUUCCAUCUAUAAUGUUAUACCUAACAUUUUAUUGAUGUAAAGUCAAAUUGUGUAAUAAAAGUCUUUCUGGAUUUAA